CGCCGCGCUACCCAGUCACAUCCCGAGGUGCGGUCGGGGCGGGUGACGCGAGUGCGGGCCGCAGCCAAUGGGCGUGCCGCUGUCCGUCCGCUCUUCAGCAGCCGGUCGGGGGCGGUGGAAACGCGAGUGAGGAGAGCGCGGCGGCGGCGCAGCCAUCGCGGGACUGCCGGCGGAAAGCGAGGCCCGAGUCUCUGCGUCUAGGGUCAAAAUGGUUUCAAUCCCAGAAUACUAUGAAGGCAAGAAUGUCCUCCUCACGGGAGCUACUGGUUUCCUAGGAAAGGUGCUUCUGGAAAAGUUGCUAAGGUCUUGUCCUAAGGUCAAUUCAGUAUACGUUUUGGUGAGGCAGAAAGCUGGACAGACACCCCAAGAACGAGUGGAGGAAGUCCUUAGUGGCAAGCUCUUUGACAGAUUGAGAGAUGAAAAUCCAGAUUUUAGAGAGAAAAUUAUAGCAAUCAACAGCGAACUCACCCAACCUAAACUGGCUCUAAGUGAAGAAGAUAAAGAAGUCAUCAUAGAUUCUACCAAUAUUAUAUUCCACUGUGCAGCUACAGUAAGGUUUAAUGAAAAUUUAAGAGAUGCUGUGCAGUUAAAUGUGAUUGCUACACGACAGCUUAUUCUUCUUGCACAACAAAUGAAGAACCUGGAAGUGUUUAUGCAUGUGUCAACAGCAUAUGCCUACUGUAAUCGAAAGCAUAUUGAUGAAGUAGUCUAUCCACCUCCUGUAGAUCCCAAGAAGCUGAUUGAUUCUUUAGAAUGGAUGGAUGAUGGUCUAGUAAAUGAUAUCACACCAAAACUGAUAGGAGACAGACCUAACACAUACAUAUACACGAAAGCAUUGGCAGAGUAUGUUGUGCAACAAGAAGGAGCAAAGCUAAAUGUGGCAAUUGUAAGGCCGUCAAUUGUUGGUGCCAGUUGGAAAGAACCUUUUCCAGGAUGGAUUGAUAACUUUAAUGGACCAAGUGGACUCUUUAUUGCGGCAGGGAAAGGAAUUCUUCGAACAAUGCGUGCCUCCAACAAUGCCCUUGCAGAUCUUGUUCCUGUAGAUGUAGUUGUCAACACGAGUCUUGCGGCAGCCUGGUAUUCCGGAGUUAAUAGACCAAGAAACAUCAUGGUGUAUAAUUGUACAACAGGCAGCACUAAUCCUUUCCACUGGGGUGAAGUUGAAUACCAUGUAAUUUCCACUUUCAAGAGGAAUCCUCUCGAACAGGCCUUCAGACGGCCCAAUGUAAAUCUAACCUCCAAUCACCUUUUAUAUCAUUACUGGAUUGCUGUAAGCCAUAAGGCCCCAGCAUUCCUGUAUGAUAUCUACCUCAGGAUGACUGGAAGAAGCCCAAGGAUGAUGAAAACAAUAACUCGUCUUCACAAAGCUAUGGUGUUUCUUGAAUAUUUCACAAGUAAUUCUUGGGUGUGGAAUACUGACAAUGUCAAUAUGUUAAUGAAUCAACUAAACCCCGAAGAUAAAAAGACCUUCAAUAUUGAUGUACGGCAAUUACAUUGGGCAGAAUAUAUAGAAAACUAUUGCAUGGGAACUAAGAAGUAUGUAUUGAAUGAAGAAAUGUCUGGCCUUCCUGCAGCUAGAAAACAUUUGAACAAGUUACGGAACAUUCGUUAUGGUUUCAAUACUAUCCUUGUGAUCCUGAUCUGGCGCAUUUUUAUUGCAAGAUCACAAAUGGCAAGAAACAUCUGGUACUUUGUAGUUAGUCUUUGUUACAAGUUUCUAUCAUACUUUCGAGCAUCCAGCACUAUGAGAUACUGAAGACCAAGAAUUUAGCUUUAGAACAUCUAUGCAUAUGGUGGUCUAAAUGCACAAAAUGUAAAAUGUACAAAAGUCAUCUCUCGUUUUGUCAAGACAUUAAACCAUCUUAGAUUGGGGUGUGGAGUAAAAUAUGGUACAUUUUAUGUAACAUUUUAAUGUUUAUGCUCAUAAAACCUAGUGAACACACUGUGGUAUGCCAGCUCAAAUAUAAUAGCCACCAAAACCAUGACCUAACAUUUUGAUCCCUGGAAAGAAAGGGAUAGGGUGAGGGCAAGAGUAGGAAAAUAGGAACCCUGACCAGUAUAACUGUGCAAUUUGGGGACAUAUUAAUUAAAAUAUGCCUUAACAUAUAAUUUCUUAACCUAUAAUUUCUACUGUUUAGUGCAAUGGAUAGCAUUUAUUUGGACAGGAAUACUAGCUAAGUUGGUAGAUAUUUGAUUCUUCAGUGUUUGAUUUCUUUUUUUCAUCAGUCGAAGUGGGUUUUAGUUUUGUUAAGACUACAGCCAAACUAUUUUCACUUCAUCCUAUAAGUUAUUGAAUGGUAUCAAACAUGAAAACAUGUUCUCUUUUUCUGAUUAAAUGUUCAGUGCAUAUCAUUUUUCUAUAAGUAAGCAGUUGCUUUAUAAUGAGAAAGCUGUAUAUUAUUCUAAAAACCCACUGAAUCUAAAUGGGUUUGAAAAUCCAUAUCAAUGUAUGCUGUGUGUAUUUGAAGGACAGCAAAAAACAAAUUCAUUGAAACUGUGUAUCAAAAAGAAUAGGAGUACUUUUUUCUUGUCCACAUUUCGAUCAAACAAAAAUCAAUCCUGUGAGAUUGUGUUCAUACAUUGAAGCAAGAGGAUUUUUUGAGACUUUUUUGUAGGUGGGAGUAGAGAAGGAUUCACCAUACUUGGGUUCUCCUUCCUUUAUACAUUUUAUCAUAGGACUUUUAAAAGGCUUGUACUACCUUUCAAAUGAGAUCUGAAAGUGCAUUAUUAUGGAACAAUGUAUUUGCAGCUAGUACUAACAUCAAGAAAAUGUCCUUGUGUGUAAGUAAACACAUACUAAUUUUGACCUUGAAAGCUGAAUUCCUUCAAGAAAAUAAUACAAAAUGUGUAUAAAAUUAAAUAAAGGACUUUAUUUACAUACCA
Molecule: messenger RNA, 2883 nt
Organism: Sciurus carolinensis (gray squirrel)
Lineage: Eukaryota; Metazoa; Chordata; Mammalia; Rodentia; Sciuridae
Gene: Far1
Product: fatty acyl-CoA reductase 1
Exons: 12
Coding region: 209-1756 (515 amino acids)
Biological process (GO): long-chain fatty-acyl-CoA metabolic process
Cellular component (GO): peroxisome
Molecular function (GO): alcohol-forming very long-chain fatty acyl-CoA reductase (NADP+) activity
Source: RefSeq, a predicted model, not a curated record